Molecule: messenger RNA, 2113 nt
Organism: Doryrhamphus excisus (bluestripe pipefish)
Lineage: Eukaryota; Metazoa; Chordata; Actinopteri; Syngnathiformes; Syngnathidae
Gene: msgn1
Product: mesogenin 1
Biological process (GO): mesoderm formation; regulation of transcription by RNA polymerase II
Cellular component (GO): nucleus
Molecular function (GO): protein dimerization activity; DNA-binding transcription factor activity, RNA polymerase II-specific; RNA polymerase II cis-regulatory region sequence-specific DNA binding
Source: RefSeq, a predicted model, not a curated record
GGGAUAGGCUCCAGCACCCCCCGCAACCCUGGUGAGGAUAAGCGGUAGAAAAUGAAUGAAUGUUUGUUAUUCUGCUAAUAGUUUGUACUGCAUCCUACAUAGAUGUGUUUUUUUAAUGUUUCCAGAGUCCCAUGUUAGUAAAUUCGAUAAGCACAGUAGCAGAAGCUCUCAGUAUAGGAUAGCAGGCAAAGGCCAAUCAUAAACAUCCUGUUAUGUUCCCAGCUCUUUGACCCCUGAGCAUUAUGAUGAUUCUCAUAUAAAGUAUUCUCCUAUUGGAUCCCAUUAGACUGUGCGGCUCAUAUUGUGAGGUGAGCACAACCCCUUUUUUUUUUUUUUUUUUUUUUUUACAACCCUACUGGUUUUGGUCCCCCCCUUGAUCAGAGUGAGGGCUUCCACACCUUCUCAGACAUGAAAGGUCUGACAUGAGCUUGGUGACAGCUGCAUCCUCUUGGCCAAAUAACAACUCUUCACUGCUUGUUAGGCCUAUGCAGGAGUAUUUUUCUUUUAAAUAAUAAACACUUGGACACACCCAGAGUGCUUUGACAAAUAGCAGUCAUUAAGGCACAAACGCUGGGAGACGUCGGCACUUCAGCAAUAAGCUGGUGUCGUGUUUGCAGGUGUCGCUGACCUUAUUUUACUGCAUGAAUGGGGCAAAAUAUUCAUGAUAUGGAAAUUUGAGCGUGCAGUUUUGUAUAUUUUGUUAUAGUUGUCUAUGUUUAUAUCAAGCAAUGUUUAUUACUUAAAUUCAUAAAAAGAAAAGGCUCAGUUUAGAUUAAAUACAAUUGUGUUACAACUUCAUAUUAAUGUUAUAUUUACCUUUUCAGGCAGCUCAAUAUGUAUGAUUAUAUGGUUGUCAUGAAAUACAUACAUAAAGAUUCAGAUGUCAUUUUUCUAUUGCAUUUUUUACCUUGUAAUUAUUCAUUUAAUGUCACUCUAAUUGGUUUUUAACUCCAUAACAGCUGUAGGUGUUCUAUUAUUUUGCCUGCAGGGGUGCUGGGGUCUCAUUGCACCUUCGUUAGACAGCUCACAUCAAACUGAUAAUUGUCGUCGUGCAGACUUUAAAGAGUCAUCUCCCACAAAGGGAAUCUAAUUAUUUUUCUUUCUAUCGCAUUAUCCGUCUAUUUAGCCUUAUUCACACCUCGGUGAUAACGAACGACGUCCUUCUGGAAGGUCGCGUUUUGCCACUUGUGGUUUUCUUUGAACUUUUUUUUCCGCCUUAGCUGUGAACCCAUAAACCCCCGGAGAUUCCACCGCGUAUAAAAAGUCGCUCGCCUAAAAAAAAAAUCACUGAGAGAAUCUUGUCUGCUGUCAUCAUCUCUGGAUCUGGGGAUAUUUUCUUACAAUGGACCUCGAGGCUAUAACGUCCACAAUACUCGCCGAGUGGAAGGUCAAUGAUGGAGUUUUUGUGGAGGAGCAGCUACAGUCCUCCUCACCGGAAUCUUCCUCAAUGGACUCCGUGUGCUCCUCGCCGGAGAUGUUCUCCACCGGCCAUCAGGAGAUCCAAGACCUCGCCUACGUGUUUGUGGGGCGAAGGUCCCCAUGCGACCCAAAGGCUCUGAGGCAGAACAAGUCCAAGAUGUCCACCAAGAGACGCAUGAAGGCGAGCGAGAGGGAGAAGAUGAGGAUGAGGAGUCUCGCAGAGGCUUUGCACCAGCUCCGGGACUACCUCCCGCCGGACUACACCAAGAGGGGGCAACCUCUGACCAAAAUCCAAACCCUCAAGUACACCAUUGAAUACAUCAACAAGCUCUCGGACAUCCUGAGCCAUGCGUAAAAAGACCCCAUUUACGCAGCUCAUCUUGGACUGUGUGCUUGCUUUGCUUUAUAUUUCUAACUAUUUUUACAUGUUAAAUUAAUAAUUCUGCUUGGUGAUUUUGAUAUUUCUGCCCAUAGUGUAAAUAUUAGGGCACUUAUUGUGUUGUAUAGGAGGAUAUUUGGUAGAAAGCUUGUUUUUCUGUUUGUUUUACCUCAUUACUGACCAAAGCAAUUCAGUCAAGAGACGUUGUGGUGAAAUGCUCUUGUAUUUUAUGUGUGUGGCCUGAGUAGCUGUCUAACUUUGUUGUGCCGAAUUAUGAUGUCAAACAAGUAUGUGUUUUUAUUUUUUAUUCCCCGU